UGAUCAUUCACUCGGGCCUCUGGCCAAACCACAGACACGCUUCUGAAGCACGGUCAGAAAAUUAUGCACUUCAACAACACAUAAUCAGCAAAACAACACAAAAACACUCUCUCCAAGCAGACAGUUUGUCAGUGGGACAUCUAUGGUCUGACCAGCAUAAGAGCUUAGUGCUGGUGGACACAUCAAAGCUUUACAUUCAGACUUUCAGGAAAGAAACUACGGUGACUACACACAAAACAGAAAGGAAAAAUAAGAUGGCACAAAAUAAUCAACCAUUAGUGUCUUCAUCAGGAGACGUCAAUCUGGGAGCAUCUGUCAACCCUCAUGCCAAACCCACUGACUUUGACUUCAUGGCUGUUAUUGGUAAAGGAACAUUUGGGAAGGUGCUCUUGGCAAAACUCAAAGCUGAUGGAAAAUUCUAUGCAGUAAAGGUUUUGCAAAAAAAGGUUAUAUUGAAGAAAAAAGAGCAAAAGAACAUAAUGGCGGAGAGGAACGUGCUGCUGAAGAGCCUGAAACACCCUUUUCUAGUUGGGUUGCACUACUCCUUUCAGACCCCUGAAAAACUCUAUUUUGUGCUGGAUUACGUCAAUGGUGGAGAGCUGUUUUAUCACCUGCAAAGAGAGCGCUGUUUCUCAGAACCACGGGCUCGCUUCUACACAGCUGAGGUGGCCAGUGCCAUCGGUUACCUCCACUCUCUCAAUAUAGUUUACAGAGACCUCAAACCAGAAAACAUUCUAUUAGACUCCCAGGGUCACGUGGUGCUAACAGAUUUUGGUUUGUGUAAAGAAGGUGUUGAACCAGAAGGAACCACCACAACUUUUUGCGGCACUCCAGAGUAUCUAGCACCUGAGGUUUUACGUAAAGAGCCCUAUGACCGCACGGUGGACUGGUGGUGUCUUGGAGCUGUGCUCUACGAGAUGCUGUACAGCUUACCUCCGUUCUACAGUCGAGACGUAUCGGAGAUGUACAAUAGCAUCUUGCAUAAACCUCUCCACUUGUCGCCUGGAAAAUCUGAGGCUGUGUGUCACCUGCUCCACGGACUCCUGCAGAAAGACCAGCGUCGGCGAAUAGGAGCUAUCGCUGAUUUUCUGGAGAUUAAAAAUCAUGUGUUCUUUGCCCACAUAAACUGGGACGACCUCUACCACAAGCGAAUUACUCCUCCAUAUAACCCCAAUGUGAGAGGCCCCGCAGACCUUCAGCACAUUGACCCAGAGUUCACCAGAGAGAUGGUUCCCAACUCUGUGGGCCGUACGCCUGAACCCACCCCCAGCCUGGCCACCAGCAGCUCCAAUGCCUUCACCGGCUUCUCCUAUAUCUCUGGAGAAGAUAGCUUUCUUUGAGGCACAUUCUCUCACAUCAGGAGAUCUUCAAGCAUCAAGCACAUGUCAUUUCUGGACAUUGGAAAAACAUUGGAAUGUUUUUGAGUAUAUUAUCCUUUAUUUACCAUACCUAUAUACCAUGUUAAUGAGGGUAAAAAAAACAAAACAAUGCAAAGUAGGAAUUGUUACUGUUGGAUGAUGACUUGUUGAUUUUGUGCUCAUUGUGCAUGACUAACAAAAUGAAGUUUCAUCAGUAUGCACAAUUUUCACUGUGCAACAUUGAAGGACACUGCAGCAAGUUGCAAAAUCUGUAAAAUUCUUGAUUUCUCAUAUUGCUUGUCUCAUAGGGAUCAAAGUAUGGAUCUGUGUUUCUUAUCUAAGGUUUAAUAUGCUUUAUAUCCAAUUUCCGAAACAAGCAUGGAUGUGAUGUUUUUGGAAAAAAUCCGAAACAUUGUUUUAUAUUUUGUAAUAAGAUGCAAUUGUAUAUUAUGAAUAAUUCAUAAAUGUGAACAUCAUUUACAUUUACAUUUAUUCAUUUGCCAGAUGCUUUUAUCCAAAAUGACUUACAAAAGAGGAAAACAUAAGCGAAUCAUCUUAAGGAGACAGUGGUAUGAAAAGUGCCAUAUUACAAAGUUUCACUAGCAUCAGAAUAGUAUUCAAAACAGAUUAAUGUGCAACAAGAAUUUGUUUUUUUUUAAUGACUGGUUAAGUGCUCAUGGAAAAGAUGUGUUUUUAGUCAUUUUUUGAAGACAGAGAGUGAGUCAGCUUCAUGGAUGGAGUUGGGAAGGUCAUGCCACCAACGUGGUACGAUGAAGCUGAAAGUCCGGGAAAGUGUUUCGGUGCCUCUUUGCGUUGAUACAACAAGGCGACGUUUCUUAGCUGACCACAGGCUUCUAGUGGGCGCGUAGCUCUGCAUAAAUGAUUUUAGGUAUGCUGGAGCAGACCCAGUGACUGUUCUGUAUGCCAGCAUCAGAGCCUUGAAUUUUUAUACGUGCAUCCACCGGCAGCCAGUGGAGAGAGAUGAGGAGUGGUGUAACAUGCUUUCUCUUUGGUUCAUUAAAGACCAGACGUGCUGCUGCAUUCUGAAUCAUUUGCAGGGGUCUAAUUGCACAUGCAGUGAGGCCUGCAAUGAGAGCAUUACAGUAGUCCAGUCUAGUUAUGACAAGUGACUGGACAAGCAGUUGUGUGGCAUGUUCAGAGAGGAAGGGUCUUAUCUUCCUGAUAUUGUAGAGUGUAAAUCUACAUGAUCUUGUGGUCUUUGAGAUGUGGUCUGUGAAAUGUAGUUUGUUGUCGAUGGUUACCCCUAGAUUUCUGACAGUUUUGGAAGGCGUUACUGUAGUUGCACCCAGCUGCACGGUGAUGUUGUGUUCAGCAGCAGGGCUGGCUGGAAAGACAUCAUAAAUCCGCUUCAUUAAAUAUAUGUAUUAUUUGUAACAUGGUGGGUUGGAUACGGACAAACAUGGAGAAUUUGAUCCCAAGUGCAGAGUCAGUCUAAUUAGAGACAAAACAAAAUCUUUAAUGUCAACCUUUAAUUCCACAAAAAACUCGGAGACUCGAAGCAUAUAACAAAGCUUGAAAAAAACCUGAAGUUCUAAAACUAAAGUAAACAAAAGGACACUUAGCUGACGCAGAUUUUGCUCAAAAAUCCAGAAUACAUGUAAUACAAUUACCAAGACAGACUAAGCAUUGAACAACGGAAAGAGUAGUGCAGAAGGACAGAAACAAACAAAAGCAAUUAAACACAGCUGUGAGCACUAACUGACAAAACAGACUGGAACUUAUGGCCAUAAAAGGAAAAAGAAGGUGAAUGUGACAAACAUUUUGAAAAUUACAUUACAGGUAUCUUGAUUUCAUGGUGAAAUGUCCACUGUGUGGUGCUAAAAGGGAGUUAGACUUUCUCCCAAACAGAUGGUUUUUUUUAUUUAAUUUUUUUUAUUGCAUUUAUACACAUACUGAAAGAACCAGACAAAGCUAUUGCACUGAGGGAAGAAACAAACAACCAAAAAAAGAAAAGGAGGAUAAGGAAAUACAAAAUGGUAAAUACAAAUAAAGAACAGAAAUAUAUAGAUAGCAGAUGUAUAGAAAUAAUUUCAAAGAAAAGAGGAUAAGAAAAUAAUAGAAUAUAGCAUACAUAUGAAGAUAAAAAAAAUUAUGUAUGUAAAUUAGAGUUGUGGCUAUUGUAAUAUUCUUAAAGCAGCUGUGUUUCUUUAUUGAUUUACUUAAAAAGUAUAAGUAUUAAAUCAAAUGUCUUUACAUUUGCUUUUUUUUAAUUUGAAGCCAUUGCUGGUCAUAAUGGUUGGGGUGAAUUCAUUUUUAUAACAAAA
Molecule: messenger RNA, 3643 nt
Organism: Myxocyprinus asiaticus (Chinese sucker)
Lineage: Eukaryota; Metazoa; Chordata; Actinopteri; Cypriniformes; Catostomidae
Product: serine/threonine-protein kinase Sgk2-like
Exons: 13
Coding region: 255-1340 (361 amino acids)
Biological process (GO): protein phosphorylation
Molecular function (GO): ATP binding; protein serine/threonine kinase activity
Source: RefSeq, a predicted model, not a curated record